Messenger RNA from Darwinula stevensoni, 5021 nucleotides. The record is from the annotation of a GenBank genome assembly. Lineage: Eukaryota; Metazoa; Arthropoda; Ostracoda; Podocopida; Darwinulidae.
CUUCUCUUGAAGGCAUCAAUAUGAACAGCGAGGAGGAAGAAGUGCUUUCCACCUCGGAGUCAGACGAGGAUGCUGAAGUUACUUCGGACGGGUUCACUCCAGAAGAGUUGAGCAUCGAGGCCUUGGUACAAAAACUGGUCGAAUCAGGAGAGCGGAAAAACAUUGCUGAUGAAUUCUCCGCGUCGAACACAUUUCUCCUCGACGGAGAUUCUUUGCUGGUUUUCAUCAUCUUCAACUCAUCCGUGGACGUCCGUCACGGAGGGCAAUACUUGCAUCUGGUGUAUGCAGCCGAGAGGUUUCUGGGAAUGCUCCUCGAAAGAGGGGCAGUGCUUGUUAUCAUCUUCUUCGAAAACAUGCUGCGAUUGUGGAAUGACAAUCCGACUCUGCUGUUGGCACGACAGAUCCUUCACACACACCUCGAGAAGAACUCACCCUGUCGUGUUCAUUCAUUUCCCUCCAGUUGCCAUGCCGGAUUCCAGAACUUCACGAACGCGUCAAUGCUGUGCCACACUGGAGAAGGGGUUAGAAAAAGGAAACGGACCUCCAUUCCAUCAGGAAUUACAUAUUGCCUCAAGGUAAACCUAAUCGCAUAUGCAUCAAAGAAUAGGAGAAUUUUCCUGUUGGAUUCAAUAGCAUUUCGGAACAACAGCAUCUUCUCAUACGUAUUGAUUUGUGAGAAUAUCAGUGAUGAUUGUAUUUACGAAAUUCUGGAAAUGGAUGAGACAAAAUCUCUCACUGCAGUGGGAAAAGAUUCUCUCAAGGCUAUUUCAGAAGUCGAACUUGCUGUAAGUAAAGAUGCCAGGUUUCUAUGCACAACCUUAGCGAUUUCUAACAUGAAUCUACUGAAUGGGAAGUUUCGGAAAUUUGCAGCAGUAUUUCUUCUACACCUUGCAUUAAUCAUGAGAAUCCCACUGGAAGACAGGGCUCAAGUAGCUACACUGGCAAAGUCGCCAUCAGAAGUGCUGGCUUUUCUAUCUACAAUCCAAUUGGAAAUGGCAAGAAUGAUUGAAAUGCUUAGAAAAAGGGAAAAUAUUGAUUUCACAAAAAUCUCAGAUUUGAUGGACGGAAGAAUGUUUCUCAAGGUACUUUCUUUGGCAAGGAAAAGGGAAACCGUGACAGUCACGCAGCCAGUUCACGACCUUUACAUAGAACUCUCGAGAUGCUUAACAAAGGCUGGCCCUCUGUCGGUGGUCCCCGCGAAGGAAAUAGAGGGCAAGAAACUAGAAGUGAGGGAAGACACGUCCUUCUUUUCCGCCCAGGCAGAAUGCAUUUCCAAGUCUCUGCCGCUGGUGCAGAAGUUCCUCCCGGAUUUCGAGGCACCGCUGCCUGGAGAUCUGAUGAACCUGUCAUUCUCAAAAAAAGUUUCACGUUGUGACUUGGAGAUGCCAUCUGAGUCACUAAACAAAUAUCACUACCAUGUUUUGACAGAAAUUCUGACCGAGAAAGAAACGGCCAUUCGGAACGCAGGAAAACAAAAGAACUCCUGGGAACAACAGAGAGAAAACACGCGGAAACAGAAGCUUGCAAGAUACAUGCGCUUCUACGGAGACUCACUAGAGGGUCGCGAUGUCUCCGAACAAAUUGCCGUCGUCGAACAGACCAAGAAACAUAAGAAAACUGGCGAAAGCAAGAAAGCAGAAUUAAUCAAGAGUGAGAACAUAAGAAAAAAGAAGGAAGAGCAAGACCGACGCGAACUUCAGAAAUUUUCCGUAGCGAAAGAGGCAUGGAAAGCGGAAUUGAAACAAUGUCAUUUCGAGACGGUGAAGUCAGAAGUCACUGUGAGCAUGAAACAGUUCAAUUCUGCGGAAAUUCAAAAGGAUCUUCUCAUCUUGAGGGUUCAUGCCUCUAUUGAGCUAUGGAGAAAACGUGAUGUUUCCUCAACAGUAGAGAUUUUCCUGGAUAUACGCAAACUCCUACAGGAAUACCGGGAUAUUUUCAAACCAAGGGACUUGGAAAAAAUUGCAGAAUUUCUUAGAAAGAUUCGUUUUCCAGAUAUAUUGCAGAAAGUGAACCCUUCUUCUGGUCAUGUCAAAAUGAACAAGAAGCAUUCGAGCAUCCGUUUCCAAAUGCUCCACAUGGGGCCACAUUUGAAGCGUGAGUACAGAACCGAUCCCGAUCCCCGAAUCGAAAAUUUCAUUCCAGACACGUGGCAAAGACAGAUGUUCGAUGCGAUCGACAAAAACCAGUCAAUGCUCAUCGUUGCCCCCACCUCUUCGGGUAAGACCUAUGCAUCCUACUACUGCAUGCGCAAGGUCCUCCAGAUGGAUAACGAGAGCGUUGUCGUGUACGUUGCGCCGACAAAAGCUCUUGUGAAUCAGGUCGCAGCGACGGUGUACGCCAGAUUCCAUCAAAAGGUGAUGCCCGCUGGGAAGGCUGUUCUCGGGGUCUUCACCAGGGACUAUCGAGAGAACGUGCUCAACUCCCAGAUUUUAGUUUUGGUGCCGCAGACAUUCGAGAUCCUCAUGUUGUCUCCACAGAUGCAAGAAUGGGUUUCCAAGCUCAAAUACGUGAUCAUGGACGAAAUCCAUUGCUUAGGAGAGGAAGGAAGUGGGGAAGUUUGGGAACAACUUCUACUUCUCAUGCCUUGCCCUAUACUGGCACUCUCUGCCACUGUUAAGAACUACAAGGCCUUCCACGAGUGGAUGCAAACCAUCGAAAAUGUUAAAUCGGAAAUCGACAAGAAGUUGAAUAAAAGGCGACAGGGACCGAAAGCAUAUCAAGUGCAGCUGAUUGUUCACGAUGAGAGGAAUGCAGACCUUGAGCCGUUUUUGUUUGUCAUUUCUAAUGAGAAUCAACCAAUGCUUUUGCCUAUAAAUCCUAUAGGACUUAUGACUUCAGAAGAAAUUCGGAGGUCUGGGAUACCACUGCAUCUUGUCCCAUCACCUAAGCAAAUCCUUGCACUGUUUGAUGCACUGAAGAAACACCUUCCCACGGGAUCAACGGACGAAGUUGAUCCCGAAGACAAAUUCAAAGCUCAAGCAUUCCCGACACGCACGGAAGUGAAGGAGUACGGGCAGCUGCUGCUGAAGAGACUCGAAGAACUUGCGAUCCAGCAUCCCGCUGACGUAGACAAAGCAUUGCGAAGUCUUAAUCAAGACUUACGCAUCGUUCGGAGCCGUGAUGAAACUGUGAAUCCAAUACAGACUCAAUUGUCAUUAGUAUUUCAUCUCCAGGAAAUCGAUGGCCUUCCAGCUUUAAGUUUCAUUGAUAAUAGAAAUACCGUUGAGUCGUUCGCACGUCAUAUCGCGAAGUACUUCAGUGAGGGGGAGUCGCGCGCUCAAGUACCGAAAGAACCUCAGGUAAAAACACCUAAAAAACCAAAGGAGAAUCACCGCGGAGAGAGAAAAAGAGAUCGAUCCAUGACCAUGAAAGGCAAGGUGAGAGAUUUACAGGCCGAAUCAAGAGUCAACCUGAACCAGAGGGGAGUUCCAAAUUUUUUCAUUGAAAACAAGCCCUCUUCAGAUUGGACCCUGGCUGCUUAUGAGAAUGUCUCUGAGGAGGAGUUCGAGUUUCUGUCGCAGAGGUUGAUGCAGCCGAAACCUGUAAGGGCUGAAGCAUGGCGCCUGAAUGAACGGAAUCAAUCUCAAACCGGAAACCCGAACGAUUCCAAAAUCAAUCAAAAUCAAGCGCCAAAUCAAGACGAAAGGAAAAACUUCAUGGCCAUGCUUAUUCGAGGUGUCGGCUUUCACCAUGCCGGCAUCGACAACAAGAUGCGAUCUACGGUCGAGAUGCUGUUUCGGAAGAAAUUCCUUCAGUACGUCGCCGCGACGGGAACGCUUGCCCUGGGCAUCCACAUGCCCUGCAAGAGUGUCAUCAUUGCCGGCGACUCCCCUUACAUGAACGUGCAGCGCUUCCGCCAAAUGUCUGGGCGAGCCGGAAGGCGGGGAUUCGACUUUGUGGGGAAUGUCGUCUUCACCGGAGUGUCCCUGGGGAGGAUAAAGUCCUUCCUCCUUGGUGACCUCCCGAUGCUCAGGGGUAACUUCCAUCUGUCGAUUUCUCUCAUCCUUCGGCUUCUUGCAAGUUCAAGUGCAGUCAGAGAUGACGAUAACAAAGCACUUUUGUUAAGGCACCGGUCAUUCUUGUCCUUGUCCUUGGGGGGACUCAAUGCAAACGCCUGGAAAGAACAUACGGCAUACUUCUUCAUCUAUAGCCUCUUCUUCCUGAUUGAACAGAACGAGGAGUUUGAAGAGGAGAUGUUAGAGGACCUCGUGGUACUCCUUUGCUACCUCUUCACGAACGUCGGCAUUCCGGAAUUCCAGCAAUUGUACAUCCGGGAAAGAAGGAAACUGGAGAAAUGGAACUCCCACGUUUUUCUUCCUAAACUGAAUCCCAAAGUGAAGCAUGUCAUGAAGAGGUAUGAGACCAUGGUCAGAGAAACGUUUCUAUUCUCCUUGGCAUUCUGCUUGAGAGACGUGCACAAGCGACAGGGAGAAGAAUGCAGACUUCACCUGUCCGGGAUAGAGUUUCCAGUCAAUGCGACAUCGUCCGCUCCACCCGAAGGCAGCUUGGAGAUGGAGUUGAAGGGAUCAGCUCUUAGAGUGAAGACCAUUUCUCGUUUUUCCUCUCUCAGUGGCGUCAAGGACGAAGACCUCAUCCCCAAUCGAUACGUUAUCCCUGAUAUCAGAAUUGAGGCUUUCACGCCGAUAGAAGUGCUGCCACUCACGAAACCAAGGCAGCUGUUCAAUGGCUACGCCUGGGACUUCUAUCGGCACGGUAUCUAUAAGUGCAUCGAGAAAGAAAACAAGAUAAGGGCUGGUGAGGCCUACAACCUGUUGGAAGACUUUCGACUCUUGCUUUCUUCCAUCACUACAAGCCUUGAAGUGCUGGACUGGGAUCAAAGCGUGAUCAGAGCUUUCGGUGUCAUAUCUGAACGCUUCAAUUCAAAGCUCCGUUUCAUCCGCAAUUUUCGUAAAGAUUAAGGAUGACAUUUCAGCAUUCAAAUGUAAUGAAAACAUACUUCAAAGGAAUUCCCCUUUCUUCAAACGUCCUUUACCCCCCCCCCCUCUUCCCUAUCCGCGGUA